UCGUUGUGGCCUAAAGGAUAAGACGUCCGGUGCAUUCGUAUGUAGCGAUGCACCGGUGUUCGAAUCCCGCAGGCGAGUAUAAAUUUUUCUAAUGAAAUACGUACUCAACAAAUGUUCACGAUUGAUUUCCACGGUGAAGGAAUAACAUCGUGUAAUAAAAAUCAAACCCGCAAAAUUAUCGUAAUCACUGGUGGUAGGACCUCUUGGAAGUCCGCACGGGUAGGUACCACCGCCCCGCCUAUUUCUGCCGUGAAGCAGUAAUGCGUUUCGGUUCGAAGGGUGGGGUAGCCGUUGUAACUAUACUGAGACCUUAGAACUUGUAUCUCGAGGUGGGUGGCGCAUUUACGUUGUAGAUGUCCAUGGGCUCCAGUAACCACUUAACACCAGGUGGGCUGUGAGCUCGUCCAUCCAUCUAAGCAAUAUAAAAAAAAAAAAAUUAUACAUGAUAGAAGCCACGAGCAUCAAUCAUCAAGACAAACUGACGUUGCAAUUGAAUCGGUUAAAAUUGCAUUAUUUAAGUUAUUGGUUAAUUAUUUUGUUAUUCAUUUUAUAUUCUAAAUAAAAAUCCGUCUUUCGAUCAUGUGAUGAAACACAUGUAAUGUUUUGAUAACCAGUAACCGGUUAUAACGGGAAAGCACCGAUAGAUUCGCUUGUCCACACUAACUACUACUGAUACCCAGCGAACAAGCUAUUAUGGAUCAACUUUUAAAAAAAUAAGUAUUUUCAUAUAACCUUUAUGCUGUUACAAGUUUAUAAUAUUUUUUAUUAUUUUUACAUUUAUUUGAAAUAAAUGUUAGUCAGCAUUUUUUUGUUAAAUGACAUAUCGUAUUCAACAUGAAUAUUUACUUCUUUUUACAAUUAUGAGGUAUAAAUAACCAGCAAUUUUUUCAAAGUUCUAUUUCCAACGUGAAAUUUAAUUAAUGGAAUUUAAAGAAACUUUUUCUGAACAUGAGGAUAGGGUACCUAACGAAUGCCUCAAAACUAAAUAAUAUAUUCCUUUUACAUUAAAAAACACUUCAUUGUACUUAAAGUUUUAUUAAGUAGAAUAAAUAUAUGUACCUUAUAGUAAAUAUAAACUAACCAACUAUAGUCUGUUUCAUAACUUAGCUUUAUUUAUUUAUUUUUGCACAAAAAAGUAUACACAUUUUUUAUAAUUUUAUUUUGUAGGUAUCUCAAAACAAUCGGUCUUUUAAUUUGAUUAUUUUCAUAUUCCGAAUUUAUGGAAAGUUUGUAUUUGAAAUCGUUGCAUAUAGUUUUGCGUUUCUAAUUAGACGUGCUUGCGUGCGUGUCCCAUGAAAAGUCCUGAUUUAGAACAAAGCUGAAAGUAUCUGAUGAACUCACGUCAUUGCGUCAUCAUUAAAUCAAUCAUAAAACCAGAAACGUGUCAUAUUUUAUUGAGUCCUUCAUAAAGUGAACAUAGAUAGUAGGUACGAGACAACAACAGUCAACACUAUGAUAAGAGAACCGGCUGAAACCGACGCACGCGCCGCCAGCCGGCCGCAGGGGGCCGACGACGCUCCGUCACAAACACAGACGUGUGUGUACACGCACUACAACACUCCCAGCUGAUAACACAAUUACCCACACUGGUUCGACGAACAAAGUAAUCCAAUGACGCAUAAUUCUGCAGUAUAUUUACUCUUGUUUUUAAAUAGGUGAUGUUAUACGCUUUGUCAUGUAGAUUGAACGAUUAAUGAAAUAUGAAGCAUCCAGUCAUUUUGAUCCGUAGUUGAGCUGGCUCAAUAAAAAAACUGCACCCAUUUGUAUAUAGUAUAUAAAAUUAACAAAUUACGUAUAUUAUAUCAUAUCACAUUAACAUUUAACGAAGAAAUAAGAUUUUACAACAACGUAAUUACCGUAAAAUGUUAAAUCCGCACACAUUCGGAUGUUGAUAAAAUUUAACUUCUAAUUCCUAUUAACACAUCUUAAAGGGAAAUUUCACAAGACGUGAGUGAUAUUUGAUUUUUCCGCAGUUAUUCAGUUUCCUUCACUCGCAAGAUAAGCAACGUAAAACACAAAGUUUUCACGCCAAAGUUGUAACAUCUAGUGAGCCCGGAAAUCGGUAGACGAUUCCACGUGAUUAGAUAAGAAUAGCACGACAUAUCCAAAGUACAAUUCACGCAUCGUCUGCAGGUAAUUUUUUCCUAAGUCCUAACACAUAUCUGAUAGUUAUCAUUUAGUCAGAUCUGUCUAAGCUCGCCGACGUCUCAACAAGAAUGAUUACAUCAUAACUUUAACGUUGUACUUCUCCAUCCAAUAACGCUAACCAAAUUUAAAGGGGAUUAUAUGGUAUCAAUUCUCGAUAAUCGGUCCGAAUGUUGUUCGUAAGAUAGACGUGUCUGACCUCGAUCUACUUACUACUCAUUUUUCAUGUCCCGUCAGUGGUAAUAGUAUCUUUAUUUUUUUACCUAACUUCCUCAUCUUCUCCCUAAUUGUUAUAUUUGCACUCGCAGAAAUUAUUACCACCGCCUUAUUUGUACCUUGAGUUUUUCGUUUUGGCCCGAGAGCAACACAUCACCCUCAUUCUCAAGACAGGCGGCGGCCCAUCAUGGUGUCCAUAUUUUGCUAUCUUAAUGAGAGGCUUUUUAUUCUCAAUAACAUCCAAGAGUUUACGAUCUACUCUGCACUAUCCAACAAAGAUAAAUCUUUCUUCGAUGGCGUUGGCAGGGACAGGUAACCACAGCAGCACUUAGUAUUAAGAAGGGGCAGAGCAACGGUGGGGCCUAAUUAUAAGCGUAGGCAAGCAUGUAACUAUGACCAAUUUUAAAUCUCACUUAACAGGAAGGAUAGCUUAACAAGUCUUGAUUGGGCAUUUAGUAGAUACAGCUUUAAUGUUGAAUAGGUACCUAAAAAUUGUCAGAGACGAAGCAACGUCGGACAUUACGGUAGCAUUACGGAAGAGUCUAAUUCAUCACCUAUGUUAAGCAAAAUAAAGUUUCGUCUUAAAGCAAAACAGGAUCUGUAGAUAUUCCUAUAGCCGGCCUGAUAUACCCCGUAAACGGUUACAAGGGACAUCGAAGAAAACAAUUGGUAUGUUGGACUAGAGAUCCCAAUCCAAUCCAUCGAAAAUUUUAUAAAGCUUUUCCCACAAAAUGAAAUCUUUUUGGUAACAGUCGAAGGGUUGAGUCGUCAAAUAGUUACAUUAUUAAUCUCACAUAAGUAGUAUUUAGUCCACGGAAACUUCAUACCAAUGAGGAAGGUUGUGUACAAGGAGCCACUCCUGAAAAUGUAGAUUGUUGUUCUCGCCUUUUGAGAGAAACUCGAAGUAAGUAGUAAGUAUCGUUUGGAACCUCUGGGUCUGCGGAGGGACUCCGGUUCCCUCUGUAUUUUGAACCGUUUGUUCCAUGGGGAGUGCUCUGAGGAAUUGUUCGAGAUGAUACCGACAUCUCGUUUUUACCAUCGCACCGCCCGCCACAGGAGUAGAGUUCAUCCAUACUACCUGGAGCCACUGCGGUCAUCCACAGUGCGUUUCCAGAGAUCUUUUUUACCACGAACCAUCCGGCUAUGGAAUGAGCUCCCUUCCACGGUGUUUCCCGAGCGCUAUGACAUGUCCUUCUUCAUACGAGGCUUGUGGAGAGUAUUAAGCGGUAGGCAGCGGCUUGCCUCUGCCCCUAGCAUCGCUGAAGUCCAUGUGCGACGGUAACCACUCACCAUCAAGUGGUCCGUAUGCUCGUCUGCCUACAAGGGCAAUAAAAGAAAAUAUAACACAACAGUUGUCUAUUCGGUAGGGCAAACGGUCCGUCAAGUAUUUCCAGAGAUCAUUUUUGCCUGUACCAUCCUUUGUAAUCCACAAACUCCUUUUCACAACAUAUCUUAACCUUGUUCUUUUUCCAACGAGGUUUGAACAAUUUUCACCUGACGGCAGCGGUUUAUACUCCUCAGCCACAAUGAAACACAUCAAAAUAAGGAUCUUAUGGUGCCUUCGAAAGCAAUAAAUAUAGUAACGUAUGCAGAUGGCUUAUUGAAACAAUGUAUUCAUUAUUCGCUAAUAUUUAGUUCUUAAAUAAUGACAUCUCAUGAAAAACGAUAUCUGAUAAUAAAAUUAUAAUAAAAUCUUGUUUCUCGUCAUUUAUUUGUUCAACACAAAUAUUUGCUGUUUCUAAAAAAAUCCUAGAUACACAUUAUUUCAUAAAUAUUACUUUCUACAAACAUUAAAUGGAAUAUUUUGUUAAUUACAACAUUCCUUUUAAAUACAGUUGUGACAUUAAAAUACCGAAAUAUGUAUUUUUCAUUACUAAAACAGAUGAAAUGGAUCUACUCAAGUAACAAGAUGUUUAAAUAGUGCACUUUGUACAAGAAUACAUAUUUUUAAUCGUAAGAAAUACGAUGUUCGUAAAUAAGAACCAGUAAGGGGUCGACUCGCUCCGACAUCGCGAUAUCAGUCACCUAUUGAACUGUGGUCUAUCAUCAGACCGGUAUAAACUGGACAUCGGCCGCAGCAGGCGGCUACCGAUAACGCUACUAACAUUACACCACACGACUACUCUGAAUUCGCUUAUCCAACAGACCGUUUGUUUUUAUUGAAAACUUUGAAACGUUGGUAAAUAACUAAACGUAAAUUGAAAUGUAACCAGCAACUUUGUAAAUUUGGUAGGAAAUGUUAUGAAAAGGCAGACAGUGUGUUCGCGGGGGACUCGUCCUCUUAUCAGCGCGUUGUCACUUCGAGACGUUUUAUAAGUACGCGGCGCACGCUCUCGCCAUCAUUGUCCGCGGCGACCGCGCCGUGACCACAACCAGUAUUUGUUUUGUGACAGUUCAUCAGUAUAAUUGCGAACAUGUUGGUGUUUCCUCAAUGGAGAUCAGACAUACGCGGCGACGGAUGCAGGAUCCCACGAUGGAUGCCCGCCGAGCGUUUCGCGCCAUACUUCGCGAGGCCCGUGCCUUUAGCGCCUAUGCCUCCACAAGUAGAAGAUGAGGAUUCGUCGGGUGGGUCAUCCCCCGAGCGGUCGUACGAGACCAACGGAGAGACCGCCGAAAAGGCGGAAGGUGUUUGCGGUUGGCACGGGUGUGGUGCGAGGUGCUUGAGUGUCGCGAGACUCUCCGCACACAUCGCACGCACGCACGCAAUCGCACACACAGACGGACUCUUCUACUGCGGCUGGAGAGGAUGCAGCAGACCUCAGAGAGGUUUCAAUGCAAGAUACAAAAUGCUAGUCCACGUGCGAACACAUACAAACGAGCGUCCGCACACAUGCAACCAGUGCAAUAAAAGCUUUUCCAGAGCUGAAAACUUGAAAAUUCAUCUCCGUUCACAUUCCGGAGAAAAGCCCUACGUGUGUCCAUAUGAGGGUUGCGGUAAAGCCUAUUCUAAUUCGAGCGACCGUUUCAAGCACACGCGGACACAUGCGGUGGAGAAGCCUUAUUGCUGCAAAGUACCUGGAUGCAACAAACGUUACACAGAUCCGUCCAGUUUAAGGAAACACGUCAAAACGUACAAGCACUACACAGCCGAACAGAUUGCCAAACAAGAAUCGGACUCACGUAGUCCCAUCACUUCGCCCAAAGAGAGCGUGAUGAGCGAGCCGAUGUCGCCAGUAACGUGCAUCAACUGCACACCUAGCAUGUCACCGACGGUACCUUACAAGCCACUAGUGGCGGACUCACUAAUCCCUCAACAAAUUUCAUAUCCAGUCGAUCAAUUUACGUACCUCCGCCCUAUCGAGCAGAUCUAUCCUGUACGAGUCCCAUCAAACGAGAUGUCCUACAUCGAGUACACGCAAAUGUACGAGCACGCGUAUAGAACUUACUACUCGAACGUAAACUUUCCUGUGUUGAGGCGGAGCAUUAACGAGAAAGUAUUUACGUACGAGGAGCAGCCUCGUCUAGACGUCUCCAUGACCAAUAUCGAGGAAAACCCUAAAAGAUAUAGAUCUAUUGAUGAAAUGCCUUUGAAUCUUAUCUGCGCUAAACCUAUUGAACGCGCGCCGAUCGAAGAAGUAGUCAGACGGCCAGACUUACCUUUAGAUUUAAGCACCAAAAGCUAAUAUUUAUUGAAUAAUAUAAUAAAAACAUUUAACACCGCU
This is a messenger RNA of Bombyx mori (domestic silkworm), 6023 nucleotides long. RefSeq names its product zinc finger protein GLI1. Gene Ontology annotation, molecular function: RNA polymerase II cis-regulatory region sequence-specific DNA binding; DNA-binding transcription factor activity, RNA polymerase II-specific. The record is from RefSeq and is a predicted model, not a curated record. Lineage: Eukaryota; Metazoa; Arthropoda; Insecta; Lepidoptera; Bombycidae. Gene Ontology annotation, cellular component: nucleus. The coding region runs from base 4776 to 5984 and encodes 402 amino acids. The transcript has 4 exons. Gene Ontology annotation, biological process: regulation of transcription by RNA polymerase II.